AGUGCACUAAGAAUAGAACACCAGGACUCUGAGUUACAGCUCAACUUGUGUCAGUCUGUCGUCACCUCUGAGCCGGACACUGUGAGAAUAAUGGAUCCUUAUCACAACCAGAGAGACACCAGAGACCAGCUCAACUCCAGCAGGGACUCUGUGAAACUCAGAGACACAUCAGCUACACCUGGAGGUGCUCCCACACCUGAGGACCCCCUCAGAGAGGCACCUGACAGCCGGACUCCACAAGCGACACCCCGGCAGCCUCAGUACAUAAACACCCCACACUCCUUCUGCUGGCUGAGAGUGUGGCGGGCCUUCUGGCUGAGAGUGAGGUGGGCCAUCUCCUGGCUGAGAGUGAGGUGGGCAUUCUUCUGGCUGAGAGUGUGGUGGGCAUUCUUCUGGCUGAGAGUGCGGCGGGCCUUCUCCUGGCUGAGAGUGAGCUCCAGUGGAUACCACAUGAUCCCACCAAACGAAGCUCGCCGACGAGAGACCCAAAUGAUUGCUCAGAAAGGUGAGGAGACUUUUCAGAAAUGGAAAGAGGCGAACAGACCCACCGCCGUGCACCUGACACCAGAGACGCUGGGUGGGAAUGUCACAGAGGCUGAAGCCAGGGCGAGGCAGUUUAAAGACUUACGCUGCUCCAAAAUCCAGAAGAAGCUGAAAAAGGAGGAGUUGGACAAAAAGAGGAGACAAGAAGAGGAGGAGGAGAACCAGAGGAAGAAAGAUAAACAGAGGGAGAUGGCUGAGCGCUGGGAGGAGAAGAGGCGACAGGAGGAUGAGAGGAGGAGGGAGCAGUUCGGGCAGGAUCACGUCAGGAAGACUGAGAAGUUUCUGCAGAGGUUUGAGAGAUCGGGUCCGCCGGUAUCCAGCAGCGCCACACACACGUCAUCGAGGAGUGAGGCCAUGGAGACUCAACAGAGACAGAAGGAGUCGAAAAGUGUGAGAGACCAACAGCUGGAACACCGGAGGGUGAACUUAGCCUUCCUGGACAGGCUCGAGGGUCAAGGCAGACGCAGUGAGAAAGAGACACAGGAGGGAGGUUUUCAGGGAGAAGAGAAUCCAGUUUUGGCACCUGAAGACUUUAGACACCAGCCGUCCAAUCAAACUGGACAACAACCCCCCCUGGCUCACCUGACCCCAGACCCAGAACAGAGCUACUCGGGCUGGACCGAAGAAUCUGACUCUGACUUUGACUGGGCCCUGAUGAAACUGAUGAACAGCUUCCCAUACUGCGACAAAGACUUCCUAGAAGGCAUCCUCAAACAAUGCGGUGGUGAUUACGAGCAGGCCUACGCACUACUUAACUGCAAUUAAAAUUUAUGUUCCUUUUAAGUGAGGGCUGUCUGUCACUGAAUAUUGUGAGUGAAGCUUAAGGAGUUGGGCCAAGUAAUAUUUGUAUACCCAGUGUUCAGAUGAUAAAGAAAAGCUAUAAGUAAGUUACCUUGGUGUUUGAUGCUUGUAAAUGCUGCCUACACUACACAGCUGCAUUAAAUAUAUACCUAUAAAGCA
Epinephelus fuscoguttatus (brown-marbled grouper) is the source of this 1503-nucleotide messenger RNA. It is a transcript of the gene epsti1, whose product is annotated as epithelial stromal interaction 1. Gene Ontology annotation, molecular function: ubiquitin binding. Lineage: Eukaryota; Metazoa; Chordata; Actinopteri; Perciformes; Serranidae. The transcript has 11 exons. The record is from RefSeq and is a predicted model, not a curated record. The coding region runs from base 91 to 1308 and encodes 405 amino acids.